Molecule: messenger RNA, 2301 nt
Organism: Leucoraja erinaceus (little skate)
Lineage: Eukaryota; Metazoa; Chordata; Chondrichthyes; Rajiformes; Rajidae
Gene: aldh5a1
Product: aldehyde dehydrogenase 5 family, member A1 (succinate-semialdehyde dehydrogenase)
Exons: 10
Coding region: 93-1634 (513 amino acids)
Biological process (GO): GABA catabolic process
Molecular function (GO): succinate-semialdehyde dehydrogenase (NAD+) activity
Source: RefSeq, a predicted model, not a curated record
AAAGAUACUCCUCUAUAAUCUUUGGUCACCACCCUCUGGUCCCGACUCCGCCUCGGCCUCGGCAUCUGCUGCUGUCGCCCAGCUGAGGGAAGAUGCUGCGGCGCGGUUGCCCGACUCUGCGAGCGGCUGCCCGGCUCCAGCCCGCGGCCCCGGCCCCGGCCUACUCGAGCCUGGCCGUGGCGGGGUCGCCGUUGCUGCGCUCCCGGGCCUAUGUGGGCGGCCGCUGGGUGGAGGCGGAGGGCGCAGCGCGGUUCGCGGUGCAGGAACCGGCCAGCGGGCAGAUGCUCGCCCGGGUGGCCGACUGCGGCCCCGAGGAUGCCAGGGCGGCCGUGAGGGCGGCGCAUCAGGGCCUUCCCGCCUGGAGGGCGGCCACCGGCAAGGAGCGAAGCAAUCUAUUAAGAAAAUGGUACGACUUAAUGAUAAAAAACAAAGACGAGCUUGCAAAAUUAAUUACUGCAGAAAAUGGGAAACCACUCAAGGAAGCCUUGGGCGAAACACUAUAUGCUGCGUCGUUCUUGGAAUGGUUUUCAGAAGAAGCUCGUAGGGUUUAUGGUGACGUUGUUCCUACAUCUUCGCCAAACCGUAGGAUCCUGAUCCUGAAACAACCCAUCGGAGUAGCGUCUAUUAUAACUCCCUGGAAUUUUCCCAGUGCCAUGCUGACCAGAAAGGCUGGGGCUGCCUUAGCUGUAGGCUGCACGGUGGUGGUGAAACCUGCUGAAGAUACUCCCCUAUCUGCAUUGGCACUGGCAGAGCUUGCAGAUCAGGCUGGGAUUCCUGCAGGGGUUUUCAAUGUAAUUCCCUCCUCCAAGUCCAACACACCUGCUGUAGGAGAAGUGCUUUGUACCGAUCCUCUUGUUGCUGCCAUCUCUUUUACUGGGUCUACAACAACUGGAAAGAUCCUGCUCCGCCAUGCCUGUGACACUGUGAAGAAAGCUUCUAUGGAGCUGGGAGGGCUGGCUCCCUUCAUUGUUUUUGACAGUGCUGACUUGGAUCAAGCUGUAGUUGGUGCCAUGGCUUCCAAGUUCCGAAACUCUGGACAGACUUGUGUGUGUGCAAAUCGGUUCCUAGUGCAGGAGGGAAUCCACGAUGCUUUUGUGGAGAAGUUGGUGAAGGCAAUGCACAGUGAGUUGCGUGUUGGAAGCGGAUUUGAUGAACAGACCACACAGGGACCUCUAAUCAAUGAAAGAGCAGUGGAAAAGGUGGAGCAUCAGAUAAGUGAUGCAGUGUCUCGUGGUGCCUGCAUCGUGACAGGGGGAAAGAGACAUCAUCUUGGAGCGUCUUUCUUUGAACCAACUCUCCUUUCUAAAGUCACCACAGACAUGCUUUGCACACAGGAGGAAACAUUUGGACCAUUAGCACCUGUUCUCAAGUUUCGAACUGAGGAAGAAGCCAUUGCCAUCGCGAAUGCUGCUAAUGUUGGUCUGGCUGGUUAUUUUUACUCUGGGGACAUUGCUCAGAUUUGGAGAGUGGCUGAACAGCUGGAAGUUGGCAUAGUCGGUAUUAAUGAAGGGCUGUUGUCCACCCCUGAGGCACCAUUUGGUGGAGUUAAACAAUCUGGACUUGGGAGAGAAGGCUCCAAAUAUGGGGUUGAUGAUUUCUUGGAAAUCAAGUAUGUGUGUUUUGGUGGUUUAUAAAGUUAAGCAUUUGGAGAAAUGUGGACGCCGUGUCAAUCAGUUAAUUUACUGAAACCUUACUACAGAAAAUCCAUCCAUUGUCCAUAACACACUAGAUUUAUCAAACAUGGCACUUUAGAUUUUUAGAUCAUGUGGAUGAUUUGUGGGGAACACUUUUGCAUCUUAAAUGUUUGUAAUGUUUGAGUCGUUUAGUAACACUACUGUAAUUUAUAAUAAUUGGUUAAAUUAGCCAUUAACUAUUUGUAUUGUUUAAGACCCAGUUCUGACAUCUGUUCACUUUUACAAAAAAAUGUGCAAUGUGCUAUAAUGCUUCUUAUUUGUUCAUUGAAUUCAAAAUUCUUAGCUGCCAAAUAGCUAAAUGUUUUAAAAGAAUGGUCAUUGUUACUUUAUUUUUAAGUUGAAUUAACUGCAAAUUAACUUCCUUAUGAAAGCUCUAGUCACUGACCUUAUUAAAUUAUGGUUGUAUUUAAAACAUUGAAGGGAUUUUUGUCAUUUGGCUGUACUGUUUUAAUAUUUAAUGUAAAUAGCGUACUUUGUGCAAACAUAAAUCUGAUUUUAGAACAGUAACUUUCUAGGGACAUGAUGAACGCUGGAAUGCAGAUCUCACGGUCUAAAAAGGUGGCCUACUACUGGAUUAAACAGGAGAGUAAAGGAUAAAGAAACACCA